Messenger RNA from Argentina anserina (silverweed cinquefoil), 658 nucleotides. Its product is annotated as ubiquitin-related modifier 1 homolog 2. Gene Ontology annotation, molecular function: protein tag activity. Gene Ontology annotation, biological process: tRNA thio-modification; protein urmylation. Gene Ontology annotation, cellular component: nucleus; cytoplasm. NCBI's taxonomy places the organism in Eukaryota, Viridiplantae, Streptophyta, Magnoliopsida, Rosales, Rosaceae. The transcript has 5 exons. The record is from RefSeq and is a predicted model, not a curated record. Bases 149 to 448 code for a protein of 99 amino acids.
CUCCCUCACUGUCCCACAGAAAGUAAAGGGGUUUAGGGUUUCAGAAUAUCUACCUAGUCGUUUCAAUUGAAGCAAACACAAAGCAGAAUACAAGAUCCAUAGGAAUACAAGUUUCUCUUCCACCAGAAACCUCUACAGGCUUUCCAGUAUGCAGCUGACUGUAGAAUUCGGUGGAGGAUUAGAGCUUCUUUGUGACUCUGUCAAAAUUCAUAAAGUAAAUGUAGAACUGCAAAAGGAAGCAGAAAAGUUUACUAUGAAAGAUUUACUUGCUUGGAUACGUACUAAUUUGAUCAAGGAGAGGCCUGAAAUGUUUAUGAAAGGAGACUCCGUGAGACCUGGUGUUCUAGCCCUUGUGAAUGAUUGUGACUGGGAGCUUACUGGUCAACUGGAUACGACAUUAGAGGAGAAGGAUGUGGUUGUUUUCAUUUCGACCUUGCACGGGGGAUAGUAUCUGAAUCAGUGUGUUGUAUCUCUAGCUCAUGAAGGCAUACCUUACUAGCCAGCCAUCCCUCUUUGAAACUAUCCUUCCGUGAAUCUUUCCCUGAUUGUAGCAAUAACAAAAUCUGAUCUUGAAGAGUGACUAUUCCUGUAAUAACUUUUACUAUAUCGAAUUAUUGUCCUAUAACUCGUUCACUAUUUAUAGCAAUAUUUUUGUCUU